Sardina pilchardus (European sardine) is the source of this 2205-nucleotide messenger RNA. RefSeq names its product NACHT, LRR and PYD domains-containing protein 3-like. Lineage: Eukaryota; Metazoa; Chordata; Actinopteri; Clupeiformes; Clupeidae. The transcript has 6 exons. Gene Ontology annotation, biological process: intracellular signal transduction. The annotation marks the transcript as partial. Gene Ontology annotation, molecular function: protein binding. The record is from RefSeq and is a predicted model, not a curated record.
AUGAACAUCAGGUUAAGGGCUGAACUGACCCAGGAUCUAGGACCCAGGAGACACCUGCACACUGGACAUACACCAGGCAGAAAGGGGGAACUAGAUGAGGACCUGAGGAGAGUUAUAAAGAAUCACAAAGCCAGUCUGAAGAGGAGGUUUGAGAACAUCUCUGAAGGCAUCAUCAAACCAGGAGCUGAGAUACUCCUCAAUAAGAUCUACACAGAGCUCUACAUCACAGGAGGAGAGAGUGAAGGGGUGAAUAAGGAACAUGAGGUUUGGCAGGUAGAGUCAGCGUCCAGAUCUCAAUCCACAGAGGACACACCAAUCAACUGCAACGACAUCUUCAAGCCCUUACUUGGACAGGAGAAGCACAUCAGAACUGUGAUGACCAAAGGUGUAGCUGGAAUUGGAAAAACUGUCUCAGUGCAAAAGUUCAUUCUUGAUUGGACAGAUGGGGUAGCCAAUCAUGAUGUAGAUUUUAUGUUUCCUCUUUCUUUCCGUGAGCUUAAUUUAGUCAGAGGUGAUCAGUAUAGUCUUCACAGGCUCCUGCUUGAAUUCCAACCUGAGCUGAAGGAGCUAAAUGAUGGUGAAGGAUACAAAGACUGUCAGGUUUUGUUCAUCUUUGAUGGUUUGGAUGAGAGUCGGUUGACUCUGGAUCUGGAACAGAUCAGUAAGUUGUCUGAUGUGAAAGAAACAUCAUCAGUGGAUGUUGUGAUGACGAGCCUCAUUCAGGGAACUCUACUUCCAUCUGCACUCAUCUGGAUAACCUCACGACCAGCUGCAGCCAGUCAGAUUCCUGAUAAGUACAUUGACCAGGUAACAGAAGUACGAGGAUUCAAUGACCCACAGAAGGAAGAAUACUUCAGGAAGAGAAUCAGUAAUGAGAGUCAGGCCAGCAGAAUCAUCUCACACAUUCAGACAUCCAGGAGUCUCCAUAUUAUGUGCCACAUUCCAGUCUUUUGUUGGAUUGCAGCUACUGUACUUCAGAAGAUGCUGGAAAAUAACAUCAAAGACAUUCCCAAAACACUGACUGAAAUGUUCAUACACUUCUUGCUCAUCCAAACCACAAGAAAGGAUCAGAAGUAUCAGAGUGGAUCUGGAAAAGAUACAAAGAAACUUCUGGAAUCUCAGAGGAACAUUUUACUGAAGCUGGCAGAACUGGCUUUCAAGAAUCUAGAGAAUGGCAACCUCAUGUUUUAUGAGGAAGACCUGAGAGAGUGUGGCAUUGAUGUCAGUGAAGUCUCAGUGUACUCUGGCAUGUGCACUGAGAUCUUCAAGACAGAAAAUGUGGAAUCUCAAAAGAAGAAGGUCUACUGCUUUGUGCAUCUGAGUGUCCAGGAGUUUCUGGCAGCUGUGUUUGUGUUUCACUCGUAUUUGGAGGAGAACCAUGAGGCAUUGGAAUCCCUCUUCAGUGAUGAGCACAACUUACAUGUCUUACUUAAGAGUGCAGUUGAUAAGGCUUUGGAGAGCCAGAACGGACACCUGGAUCUCUUCCUUCGCUUCCUUAUGGGCAUUUCUGUGGAGAGCAAUCACAGACUUCUGCAAGGUCUACUGAGCAACACACACAACAGUUCUCACAGUAUUAAGGAAACAUGUCAGUACAUGAAGAAGCUGAACAGAGAAGGUCUCUCUCCUGAACGAUGCAUCAAUCUUUUCCACUGCUUAUUUGAAAUGAAUGAUGAUUCCAUGCACAAAGAAAUUCAGACAUACUUGUCUUCACCAAAGAACAUCAAACAGAAGUUAUCUCCUGCCCACUGUUCAGCACUGGCCCACAUGCUUCUGAUGUGUGAGGAUGUGCUGGAGGAGAUUGAGCUGAAGAAAUACAACACAUCAGAUGAGGGACGCAGGAGACUGCUCCCAGCUGUGAGGUGCUGCAGAAAGGCACAACUUGCUGGAUGCAAACUCUCAGAGAAGUCCUGUGGAAUUGUGGCUGCUGUUCUACAGUCACCAAACUCCCUGAUAGAGCUGGACCUGAGUCACAAUGACCUGGGAGAUUCUGGAAUCUAUCUUCUCUCUAAGGGACUGUCUAGUCCCCACUGCAAUAUGCAGACCUUAAGACUUGCUGAAUGCAAACUCUCAGAGAAGUCCUGUGGAAUUGUGGCUGCUGUUCUACAGUCACCAAACUCCCUGAUAGAGCUGGACCUGAGUCACAAUGAUCUGGGAGAUUCUGGAGUCCAUCUUCUCUCUAAGGGACUGUCUAGUCUCCACUGCAAA